This is a messenger RNA of Emiliania huxleyi CCMP1516, 930 nucleotides long. RefSeq lists its product as hypothetical. The record is from RefSeq and is a predicted model, not a curated record. Bases 1 to 768 code for a protein of 255 amino acids. The transcript is spliced from 5 exons. NCBI's taxonomy places the organism in Eukaryota, Haptophyta, Isochrysidales, Noelaerhabdaceae.
AUGCUUGCAGCUUUCGCCGCUACGCUCUCGUUCGUGCAGCCGUCCAUCUCGUCGGCGGCCGCGCGGCACACCUGCUGUCGCGGCGGCUGUGUGCGCUCAAUCGAGUGGCCGCCCGCUGGGAUCGUAAUCACCGUGUUGAGUGGCGUUGCAAUCUUUGCCCGGCCGGAGUCGCCGCUUUGGGAUCUGAUACAGCCCGAGGCCGCCGUUGUGCGCGUGCCGGCAAUUUCGUCGGGACGACGGCUGGGAGCUCCGCCUCUCCAUCGGCCGCGACAUGGCUCGCGGGAUGGCCGGUUCGGUGAGUACCCGCAGGGCACUGCUGCGCUGCGACGGCCGAGCAAAUUCUUUGCUUCCACCGGCCUCUGGAGCGCGGUGAACGAGGCCGGGGAUGAGCGGCACUCACUCGAGAUGAGGCUCGAGUGCUCCGGGCUCGGCCGCGACGGCGAGGAGUGGAUCCCGCCCGGGCCCCUCUUCCUGACCGCCUCUCUCGAGGCGGAUGAGCGAGCGACGCGGCUCGCGGCGCCUAGAUGCGGAAUGGCCCGUGUCCCGACUACACUGCACGGCACUUGUUCUUCCCUCCCUCAGUCCACUGAGUGCUCAUACACCAGGCUCGCGGCGCUCGGCGGCGGUGGAGAGGCGACGGUGAUCAGAUUUGACGAGGGGCGGGUGACGGCAAAGGUGUAUGGCGCGCUCGGCCGGUGGACGGGCCUGUCGGAGCUCAGGGUUGUCGGCUCUCUCGAGGCGAGGCCGCUUCAGCCUUCCCAGACAUGAUCUGUCGGCGGGUGACGAGAGAAUGUGCAGCGCGGCGCCGGCGGCGACGCACGAGCGUCGAGCGACGAGCGUGACCAUUCGACAAUCAUGCUAUAGUAUACUGAAUACUGCACAAUAUCACAAACACACGCGCGCACACAUUUUUAAUGAGGCGGCGCAACA